AUGGCACCUUUACACUCGUUUAUUCUGUUCUUGUCAUUCGUUUUGAGCCCACUCGUUUUGGCCGCCCCUUGGAUUGUGACUGAUGUCUAUGAGCAAAAUGUCGUGACAGAUUACUAUGGCAGAUCUGUCACUAAUGUCGAUAACAUAUCACCCACUGCGACUUUGCCAGCCGAGGCCCUGUCAACCAUUACUUCCACCAACACCUACGAGGAUUACACCGUCAUCCAGAAAUUGUAUCCCACUGGCUAUGGCGUUGAGCGGGGCUACGAGUACAACUAUCUUACCCUCGAUACGGAUGGGGCCUAUCACACGACUGUCUACAAGGUCAACCUGACUUUCUCCGCCCCGACGGCCUGCUCUACUCAAUGGACCACCACAACUGCCGUCCAGCUCACUCCCCCUCUGAGAUCCGGGCCCACCACCUACAUCUACGAGGUGGUGUACGUGGAGCCCACCCAAGUACCCAGCAGCGACUUGAGCUCACUGAAAUACUGGAACGCUCCUACGAGUUUGUACACUGGCCCCAAUUGCAAACCCUCAGUCGGCAGCUCUUCAGACGGCACUUACUCUAGCUACCCUCCGGACUCUGGCUACACUCCCGAUUACCCCUACAGCGGGUACUACGGCAACUACUGGGGCGACGACGGCAACUGGUUCACCAGCAAAUGGGGCCUGGACAUCGGAAUCUCCCCCUUGGCACUGACACUGAUCAUCUCGCUGGGCUGGAUCGGCCUCGUCUUCAUCUUCGGCAUGAUCGAGGCUUGGGUCCGAUUCCGUCGUCUCAUGACCGGCUGGCAGACACGUCGUGGACUGCCCCUGUUCUGGGCAUUCAUCUUGCUCCCUUUCUCCCUCUUCUUCUUGUUCUGUUUCCGCAAGGGCUACCGCGCUCGCAGCAAGGAGGAUGCCGCGAUCCUCCGGAAAAAGUGGAAUGCCAUGAGUUUCUGGACAAAAUUGCGCUUGUACUUCGCUUGGGGUUUCCGCUUCAAGUACCCGACUGUCUUGGGUCCCGCCCCUCCCCACGUCAAGGCGAGCAAGAGGCCCGAUCAGUCCGGUCCGCGCUUGUUAGAACCCACGCCGCCGGGAACUGCUACUCCUUCGCCGGCUGGAUCGCAGGCACAUAUUCCAACUACUGGCCCGGAGAUGGGCGAGGCGUCCAACUCGCGCGCCCAUCCUGUUGCAGCUCCGGUGGCGUCUGGAGCUCUGUCAGGCCAUGAUGAGGAGAUUGGUCACGCUCGCUGA
Molecule: messenger RNA, 1239 nt
Organism: Penicillium bovifimosum
Lineage: Eukaryota; Fungi; Ascomycota; Eurotiomycetes; Eurotiales; Aspergillaceae
Exons: 2
Coding region: 1-1239 (412 amino acids)
Source: RefSeq, a predicted model, not a curated record